Molecule: messenger RNA, 651 nt
Organism: Didymosphaeria variabile
Lineage: Eukaryota; Fungi; Ascomycota; Dothideomycetes; Pleosporales; Didymosphaeriaceae
Exons: 1
Coding region: 1-651 (216 amino acids)
Molecular function (GO): acyltransferase activity, transferring groups other than amino-acyl groups
Source: RefSeq, a predicted model, not a curated record
AUGCCCCGCCCCGACCUGAACUUCCACAUCUCAACCCCGCGCCUAGUAAUCUCCCAUCUCGACUCCGAAUCUGACUCCCACUGCGACUUCCUCGUAUCCCUCUACGACACCGAGGAACAACGCGCCCGCAACAAAGUCGCACAUCCCAUGCACGAUCGUGAAGCCGCGCGCAAGACUAUCCUGAGCAACGACCACAUCUGGACCGAUGGCUACGGGCGAUACCUAGUCAGUCUAAAGCCCCCAACUUCCUCCACAGCCACAGAAGCAGACGCCGAAACCGUCCCGUUUGCAGAGAGAGCAAAGAACUAUGAAAAGAUCGGUGUCGUAUCAUUGAAGUUCCGCAGAUUUGAAAACGCACCGUUGGCGCCGGAUGUGGGGUAUGGCUUGUUCCCCGCUUUCCAGGGGAAGGGGUAUGCGACGGAGGCAGCAGCUGCUAUGGUGAAGUAUUUCGAAGAGGAGAAGGGACAGCGCGAGUUCUUUGGGUUUUGUGAUCCGGAUAAUGAGGGCUCGAAGGGGGUGCUUAGACGGAUGGGGUUUGAAGAGAGGGGCGUAAAGGACAUUAAGGGGCUUUAUUCUGACGAUCAUGUUAUAACGGGAAUGGUGUUUAGUAAGGGCUUGACGAGAGAUCUGGAGGCUUAUGGAUUGAGUUGA